AUGGCCGAAGAAGACUUUAGUACGGGGGACCUGUUCCAGGAUCCCGAGGGGUUCUAUCCCGAUGAACCCCCGCCCUCAUUCGCCGAGCACCAGAUGCUGUCUGGGAAAACGGUGCGCGUGCGUCUCGUGGGCAGCCACCCACUCUAUGCCAAUCUUCUCUGGAAUGCCGGCCGGACAAGCUCGCACUACAUCGAGGAGCGGACUGACCAGCUGAUUCGGGACAAGGAUGUUCUCGAAAUUGGCGCGGCCGCGGGCGUUCCAAGUAUCGUGAGCGCCAUUCAAGGCGCACGCACCGUUGUCAUGACCGAUUACCAUGACCCGGAAUUGGUGAACAACAUGCAACACAAUGCCGAGCUGUCCGCCCACCUGAUUCCCGAGGCACCCGAGUCUCGAAAGAGGCUCCAUGUCGAGGGGUACAAAUGGGGAAAUCCGGUGGAACCCCUUCUCGCACACCUGCCUCCUACCGCCGAUGGCGCGCCGUCUGGAUUCGAUGUCCUGAUCAUGGCCGAUGUAGUAUAUGCUCAUCGCGAGCACGGGAAUCUGGUCAAGACCAUGCAGCGGACUUUGAAGAAAGAUCCGAAUUCUGUUGCCCUUGUCAUUUUCACACCUUACGAGCCGUGGCUACUGCCUCAGACGGAGCGUUUCUUCCCCAUGGCCGAAGCCGGUGGUUUUACAGUGACCAAAAUCUUUGAAAAGCUUAUGGGCGAAGUACUCUUCGAGAAUGACCCCGGUGACGAGAGGCUCCGGCGGACUGUGUUUGGAUACGAGCUUCGAUGGGCACCGGAUCAAUUGGGAGGCUGUGCUUCCAAGGCCGCUUAA
Messenger RNA from Penicillium cinerascens, 819 nucleotides. It is a transcript of the gene efm7, whose product is annotated as putative nicotinamide N-methyltransferase Nnt1. The record is from RefSeq and is a predicted model, not a curated record. Gene Ontology annotation, molecular function: protein-lysine N-methyltransferase activity. Lineage: Eukaryota; Fungi; Ascomycota; Eurotiomycetes; Eurotiales; Aspergillaceae. Bases 1 to 819 code for a protein of 272 amino acids. The transcript is spliced from 3 exons. Gene Ontology annotation, biological process: peptidyl-lysine dimethylation.